Molecule: messenger RNA, 762 nt
Organism: Chiroxiphia lanceolata (lance-tailed manakin)
Lineage: Eukaryota; Metazoa; Chordata; Aves; Passeriformes; Pipridae
Product: heterogeneous nuclear ribonucleoprotein L-like
Exons: 5
Coding region: 1-762 (253 amino acids)
Biological process (GO): regulation of RNA splicing
Cellular component (GO): nucleus
Molecular function (GO): mRNA binding
Source: RefSeq, a predicted model, not a curated record
AUGUCGCGGCGGCGGUGGCGCGGCCCUCAGGGCGCCGAGGGCGGCGGGCGCGGCGGCGACAUGGGGAAGAUGGCGGCGGGCGGCGGCGGCGGCGGCGGCUCGGGGCGCUACUACGGCGGCGGCGGCGGCGGCGACGGCGGCAGGGCUCCUAAGCGCCAGAAAACCGACGGCGCGGAGCCGCCGCCUCACGGGCCCGGCGGGCCGGGGGGAGCAGGCGGAGGGGCCGGAGCGGGAGGAGGGGAGAACUACGAGGACCCCCACAAGACCCCGGCGUCCCCCGUCGUUCACAUCCGGGGGCUCAUCGACGGCAUCGUGGAGGCCGAUCUGGUGGAGGCCCUGCAGGAGUUCGGGCCCAUCAGCUACGUGGUGGUGAUGCCGAAGAAGCGCCAGGCGCUGGUGGAGUUCGAGGACAUCCUGGGCGCCUGCAACGCCGUCAACUUCGCCGCCGACAACCAGAUCUACUUCGCGGGACACCCGGCCUUCGUCAACUACUCCACCAGCCAGAAGAUCUCCCGGCCCGGCGACAGCGACGACGCCCGCGGCGUCAACAACGUCCUGCUCUUCACCAUCCUCAACCCCAUCUACUCCAUCACCACGGACGUGCUCUACACCAUCUGCAACCCGUGCGGGCCCGUGCAGAGGAUCGUCAUCUUCCGCAAGAACGGCGUCCAGGCCAUGGUGGAAUAUCCUGCAGUUCCGGGGGCACCCACACUCCGGGGCUUUGGGAGGGGGAGGGUCCCCAAAAUCCAGGGAUGUUCCUAA